GCAAAUGUCCAAAGCAAUUAUUCCAUUAUCAUGAAAUUAUCCAACUUACUUGUUUCCUUGAGCGUUAUUGUUGGCGCUUUUGCUAAUUCCCCAAAUAUUUAUUUCAAACCAGACUACAGCCUUGAUGGCAAAGUCGUCAAGGUGCUGCAAAAGUGGAAUGUCGGAGGCGACAAGGUAGAAGGAUACUACUAUGGAACCUUGUUUUACUUUGCCACUCAAGACGCAGGUUACUUUGGCCCUCAACCCCGUAAGGAAGGCACCACUAACCACUUAACAUACAGUGUUUUUGGGUACGGUCCUUACUCUGACCAUCCAAAUUGUUAUAAGAGUGCUGAUGGCGGACCAGGUGUCUCAUGUGCUGUGGAAUUUCCAUGGGAGUACGGAAAGAACUAUACACAAGUAAUGGAGAGGACCGCGCACAACGAAGAUGGCAGCAACAGAUGGACCGGUACUUUGAUUGAUGAUGCAACUGGCGAGACAGUGGUCACCAUCGGUGAGUACUGGACCCCCAAAAACUAUUCCCUACUUUCAAGCGGAGGUCUCACUUUCAACGAGUUGUAUUGGUUCACUCCAAAAGGAAACGAAUGCAUUCCCAUUAGUACCUAUGUUGGAUUUUGGCCUGAGGUGACACUGGAAGAUGGAACCGUUUUCACAUCUACUAUCAACACUUUUACUGGCCUUGAUCAGCUUAUUGAUCCAUGUGGCAAGGCAGCUAACAAAUCCAAUCAAUUGGCUUACGAAAUUCCUGGAGGGUUUGUAUUCCAGAAUGGUUGGCUCAACUCUGAAUAUGAAGAAAAGGACUAAAAGACAAUUUAAAACGUAUAAUAGAAUCUAUUACUCUUAACUGAGGCUACAAUAAUAGUCAACAUGUACAUAUAGUUGAGUCUAAAAGUGAGCACUCUUGUUAAUUGUAUUAAUUCAACAUUACUUUAUAGAAAUGUUCAAUUAGAUUACGAUGGCUUUUACUCCACUCGGAGUUCUCAGGGUUGCGUGUUGAGUUGCUUCAAGUCCAGCAUUAAUGCUGUUGAAUUAUCAACUGAUAGCCACUUACGUUUUGUUGCGUUGGAGCCCACCCCAUUAACUAAAGAGUGAUUAGAACAAGUAAAGUUUUCUUGACAUCUGCAAAGUAAAUGUGCUUUGCUAAAGUUCGCACUUUCUUACCAUGUAUCGAUAGACUUUAUAUACAACAUACAAUAAC
This is a messenger RNA of Suhomyces tanzawaensis NRRL Y-17324, 1198 nucleotides long. RefSeq lists its product as uncharacterized. Lineage: Eukaryota; Fungi; Ascomycota; Pichiomycetes; Serinales; Debaryomycetaceae. The record is from RefSeq and is a predicted model, not a curated record. The transcript has a single exon. Bases 31 to 804 code for a protein of 257 amino acids.